This is a messenger RNA of Pseudophryne corroboree (corroboree frog), 1674 nucleotides long. RefSeq names its product olfactory receptor 1E16-like. The transcript has 9 exons. Gene Ontology annotation, molecular function: olfactory receptor activity; odorant binding; G protein-coupled receptor activity. NCBI's taxonomy places the organism in Eukaryota, Metazoa, Chordata, Amphibia, Anura, Myobatrachidae. Gene Ontology annotation, biological process: G protein-coupled receptor signaling pathway. Gene Ontology annotation, cellular component: membrane. The coding region runs from base 1 to 1674 and encodes 557 amino acids. The record is from RefSeq and is a predicted model, not a curated record.
AUGGCAAUGAUGGAAGUGUCCAAGAUCCUGCGUUGGGUGGAACGCUAUCUUCUGGCCAUAUCAGAGGUGUUUAUCCCGGAUGUACUCAACUGGGAAGCAUACUUCCUCAGUAAUCAGGCUGUUCAUGCUGGAGAGUGGGCUCUUCAUCCUGAGGUUCUUUGGAAGAAAGAGGAAAGCUCAUUCUCAUUGUUCCAGCAUGGACUAGACAUCACUGGUUCUCAGAUCUCCAGGGACUCUCUGCAGAGCAACCCCUCCUACUUCCUCAGUGAUGGGACCUUCUAUGGUUUUAUUCGUAUUCAGCCUCCCAGUGUACCUUCAUUGGCGCCAUGGGAUCUGUCUAUUGUGUUGGAGGCUCUUCAGGAAGCCCCUUUCAAUCCUCUUGAAUCUGUGGACGUCAAAUGGCUAACGGCCAAGGUUCUCUUCCUACUGGUUAUUGCCUUGUGUAUGCUUAUUUACUCAUCUCUGGAGGCUUUUAUAGUCCAGGCUCGUCCCAGCGUACAAGAAUGUCCCUCAAGUGUUGUUGCCCCUCCUCCAGCAAUGGUGCAUCCUUCUCUGAAAAUGCAGACACCUCAUCCAGUUGCUGAUGUAGCAAUAGAGACAUCCACUAUAGCUCCUGCACUGGCAAUUGUAUCUGAAGCAGAUGUUUUAGGAAACACUAUUUCCAGGCUGCAGAAGAUUAAGGCUAAGAAAAAGCAGGAACUAGAAGUAUAUAAACCUUUUGUUUUCAUUGUGUUUCUCCUUUUAUAUCUGACUGGACUGCUUGUGAAUUCUGCUAUAAUUACAGUCAUAUUUAUGGAUAAGCACUUACACACCCCAAUGUAUCUAUUUCUAUGUAAUUUGUCCCUAAUAGAUCUCUGUUACACAACAGUCACCAUCCCUAAGCUGCUGUACAUGUUACUGUCUGGGAAUUACACAGUGUCCUUCACACAGUGCUUUACCCAGAUGUAUUUUAUUUGGGAAAGUGCCAGCACAGAAGAUGUUAUAUUAGUAAUAAUGGCCUAUGACCGGUAUGUUGCUAUCUGUAAGCCCUUACACUAUCACCGUAUGUUCAAUAGGAAACUUUGUGUGCAACUCUCGGCUGCCAUAUGGCUAACUGGAUGUUUAAACUCUUUAGUGGUUACUUUGUCAGCUUCAAAAAUGUAUUUCUGUAAUUCAUAUAUAAUCCAUCAGUACUUCUGUGAUGCCAAAUCUCUCAUGAAGAUAUCCUGCAAAAAUAAAGAAUUGCUUUAUAUUGUAAUUUGUAUACAAUUGUUGCUAUUUGGAUUCUGUCCUUUCUUGGUCACUUUGAAGUCUUAUAUAAAAAUAGUUAGUGCCAUUUUGAAGAUUAAAUCCAGAGAUGGCAGGAGAAAAGCCUUCUCCACCUGCUCAUCCCACCUCAUAGUCCUCACCAUAUUUUAUGGGACAGGUACCUCUGUGUAUAUGAUGCCACUCAAUGACCACUAUAAAGUCCUGGAGAUGGUAUUUACUGUACUGUACACUGCUGUUACACCCAUGUUAAACCCGCUGAUAUACAGUCUACAGAAUAAAGAUGUUAAGAAAGCAAUGAAGAGAUGCAUUAAGGGCUUAAAGGAAUUUAGCCUAAUGUCUUGUUUCCAGAUACCACAGGACACCUUCACAGGAGGAGGUCUUGUGGAGUCCAUGCCUCAACAGGUCAGAACUGUUGUGGUGGCAUGA